Messenger RNA from Galendromus occidentalis (western predatory mite), 1434 nucleotides. Its product is annotated as cytoplasmic dynein 2 heavy chain 1-like. Gene Ontology annotation, biological process: microtubule-based movement. NCBI's taxonomy places the organism in Eukaryota, Metazoa, Arthropoda, Arachnida, Mesostigmata, Phytoseiidae. Gene Ontology annotation, cellular component: axonemal dynein complex. The transcript has 8 exons. The record is from RefSeq and is a predicted model, not a curated record. Gene Ontology annotation, molecular function: dynein intermediate chain binding; dynein light intermediate chain binding. Bases 1 to 1434 code for a protein of 477 amino acids.
AUGACUCCCGCGUUGGAUAAACGACAAUCCCUCAUCCUCAACAUAGCGGCAGCUUAUCUAGACGAUACGCCGGAUCGUCUAGGGGAGAAAGUCAUAAAAGUUCUCAACAUUUUCCUCGACACUCCCACCGUGACAACGUUGGCUAUACUGAAAAAAAGCGACGCUAAAGAAGUUCUGUGCACGAUUAAUAUAUCGGACGUGAGCAACAACAUCCAGAAAGGUCUCGUUUUCUUCAAAUUGAAUGCGGUCGUCAUCACCGAGAGCAAUAUGCAGGAAAGUCUGCACAUAACAUCGUUGGUGGAUUCCCCCCUUGCUUCACUCUACGGAAACAUACACAAGGUGUUUUCUCCUGUGAUUCUGCAGCGCUCCCGAGUCUCACCCAAAUUCCAGGAGCUACUCGGGGAGCUGGAGACGGGUCUCGUUGCGAUAUUGAAUCGACCGCGGAGUGGGAACCUCCGCGAUCAAGAACGUCUGGCGGCCAUACUCGAGCCUUUGGAUGAACUUUCCUUCUGGAGAGAACUUGCUGGCAGUGCAUCAGGUGCAGAAUCCACGCGGGCGAAAAUAUUCGCAAGCUACUUGGAGCCAAUCGAGCAAAUCUAUGUCAAUUCGGUGUCUUUGGGUGAGCUGUCGGACAACGUCGAUACGUUGACGAAUUUUCUGGACGAUCUUUGGAAACAAGCUCACGUAAAGCCGCCCUAUCCCCAAGCGAGAAUGCGUCAUCUCCUCGACACCGUCGGAAUCACAAUCACCACCCAAAUUCAGGAAUCCUUGCGAGAUUCCCUGUGGACCAUGCGGUAUGAUCAGCUGCGGAUUGAGCUGGAGGUUGCUAUCGACAUCUGUCUGAAAUGGCAGGACGCCUGCCAGAAGCACACGGGGAUAUUCUGGCCACAGGAAGAGAAUCAGUGGAAAGGGGCUCCCUUCGUCCCCACUUACGUCGUCGGCUUCACUCAAAGGCUAUUACAGAUUCAGAGUCUGCGUACCAUACACAAUCAGCUCUCAUCGCUGGCUCGGUCCUCGUUGAAAGAUGAUCCUGAGGUUUUCGCUCCCUUGAUGAAGAUCGAUGCUGUUCAUUUCAAUCCUGCCACGCAGCAGACCUUCGAUAAAGCCGUCAUCGAUUUCGAGCAUCAUUUGAGUGCUGCGGAGAAAGCUGCUGCGAUUGGGCUCAAGAAACUCCUCAAAGAGGCGGGGAACAAUAUCGAUGGCGUUCUGAGCAUCAUCAAUCGCUAUAAGGACGUAGCGGUUCGGCCACAAGUUGUCCGAGAGCUGACGGCGGAGAGAGAGAAUAUGGUUGUUCAAAUGAAUGAGCACGUGAGCCACCUGAGGAGGGAAUACGACAACCGUAUGGAGAAUGAGGAUAAAAAUCGUAUAGCUCAGAUGCCUACCGUGGUCAACAACGUGAUCUGGGGCCGUCACCUCGAGUCAAAGGCGAGAUGA